ACGAUGGUAAAAUGUUUGUAAUAUAAAAGCGCCCAGUCAUUCGCCUUUCAUGCAGUAGAGGGCAGCAGAAAAAAACACGGGCGGUUUAGUCGACAGGCGAAGACGUGUCACUUCCGCCAAGCUGUUCCCAUGGUAACUAGAAAUGGCGCCUGGCAGCCAGCCAAUCCUGUCGUCGACUCCCCUGCAGGUGAUCCUGUACCUCAACUGCUGGUACUUUGCCGCCUUCUUCCUGGCAAGCGUCCUCAUGUUCAUCUAUAAAGGCCUUUUGCUGCCCUACCCGUCGAGCAAUCUGAUUCUGGACGUGGCGUUGUUGGUUCUCUUCCUCGGUCUGGAGAUUCUCCGGAUCUUCUACGGUUGGAAGGGCAACCUGUGCGAGCACGCGGUGACCACGGCGGUGUCUCUGUUCCUGCUCCUGCCGUGCAUCACGCUGUGCGCCUACUUCCUGCUGCUGCAAAGUUUCGUGCUGCGUCUGGAGUUCCUGCUGGGCUUGGUGCUGCUCUGCUUCUACGGCCUCCAGUUCCUGCUGAGCGUGCUGGCCCUGUCGGCCUUCGCCAGGUCCAAAGUGUACUGACGAGCGCCGAGCGUCACGUCAAAGACUUCACGUUUAAUACAAACUUGAAUUGUACGUACAAUUUUGCUACUUGUGUUCCAUGUUUUCACAUUUCUACUUUUAUACAAAAAGAGCCAAUAAAGCUCCGAACAUCGUGUCAAUAAAUAAAUCACUAGUCCUUACCAACAA
Phyllopteryx taeniolatus (common seadragon) is the source of this 739-nucleotide messenger RNA. It is a transcript of the gene tmem216, whose product is annotated as transmembrane protein 216. Gene Ontology annotation, biological process: non-motile cilium assembly. The record is from RefSeq and is a predicted model, not a curated record. The transcript is spliced from 6 exons. The coding region runs from base 143 to 571 and encodes 142 amino acids. NCBI's taxonomy places the organism in Eukaryota, Metazoa, Chordata, Actinopteri, Syngnathiformes, Syngnathidae. Gene Ontology annotation, cellular component: ciliary transition zone.